GGGAGGAGCGGCUGCGGCGGCGCCGCUAGGAGCUGGGCAGCUCUACCGGGACUGGGACCGGGACCAGAACCGGGACAGCGGAGCCGGGAGCGCGCCCCGAGCGGUGGGGCGGGCUGCGGCGCUCAGGGCUGCGCGCCCCCGGCCGGGGCACGGCUCCGCAGCGGGGCAGCGCGGCUCCGCUCCGCGCACCCUGCGCGCCUUUCCGCUCCGCGCCGGGGCAGCGCUCCGCUCCGCGCCUCUCCGCUCCGCGCGAUGCUGCCCGGGCGCUCCCAGAACCGCUGCGCCUGAGGCGGGCGCGGAGCGGCCAUGCAGCCCUCGCUGCCAUAGCUGAGCUCGGCGCUCGGCUCGGAGCCCGCGGCCACCCCCCGGCGGCACCGGCACCAUGAGGAACGGCGAUGACCUGGAAGGCUUCGACGGCGAGGCGUCCAGCGCCUCCAUGAUCUCGGCGGCCAGCAGCCCCUACCAGCCCACCACCGAGCCCGUCAGCCAGCGCCGCGGGCUGGGCGGCCUGCGCUGCGACCUGGACUACCUGCGGGGCACCUUCGGCAGGCUGAAGCUGGCCGAGGUGCUUUUGGCGCUGACCGCGUUCAUCUGCAUCGAGACCAUCAUGGAAUGCUCCCCUUGUGAGGGCCUUUACUUCUUUGAGUUUGUGAGCUGCAGUGCUCUGGUGGUCACCGGGGCUCUCCUGCUUUUGUUCAGUCUCAACCUGCACACAAGAAUACCCCAGAUCAACUGGAAUCUUACUGAUCUGGUCAACACUGGACUCAGCACUUUCUUCUUUUCAUUUGCCUCUGUAGUACUGGCUGCUUUAAACCAUAAAACUGGAGCAGAAAUUGCUGCUGUGGUGUUUGGUUUCCUGGCAAUGGCAGUGUACGCUGUGAACACGUUUUUGGCAGUUAGAAAGUGGCAGCUGAGCAGCAGGCAGCAGAGCAGCCGGCAGAGCAGCGACUACAUCCGCGCUCGGACAGAGUCCAGGGAGGUGGUGCACCGGCCCGAGAUCCAGCGCCUGGACGCCUGAGAGCCACCCCCGUGGCACUGAAAGGGAAAACAGCACUGGCUCCCUCAUGGAAUAAGGGUUUUGGCUUUAUUUAAGGAGGAGAAGGUGGAACCGAGGUUGGCCAGGAUGCCCAGCCCUGCACGUGUGCAGAGAUGCAGAAGCUGCUGUCACGGAGGCAGAAAACGGUGAUGGUUCCAAAGGAAAACCCCCUCAAGACCUCCACAUAGACAUGUGCAUAUAUUAUAUAGCUCACAGAAUAUAUAAUAUAUGUCUGUUCUGAAGUUUGUCUUUGCUUUGGAUUAACUGCACAGCUGUUUUCUUCCCUCUCUGAAGAUCCACUGUUCCUUCAGCUGCCCCAGAGACAGAGCAGCCCUGCCAGGCUGGCGAGGGAGGAGGGACACCCACGGGAGCAGAUGGAGCAGCCAGACGUGCCAAGGAGCCAGAGGCACUCAGCAAUAACUCAGCCAGCAGGGCCUGUCCAUCCCAGACUGUGUCUGUGUGUCUGUCCUCCUGCCCUGAGGCUCUGCACAGUGCUGGAGACCCGUGCCACGCUCUCCUGGCUGCUGGAAAGGGUCUGGGCUGGGCUGGGCUGGGCUGGUCGCUGCUGGCCAGGGGCAUGCACUGAGCGGGACGAGGUGGUUGUCUGCUCCUGUGGGACACAUUCCAGUUCUCAUUCCAAAGUGGGAAAUAAAUACAUUUAGGAGAUGGGGUGGAGAAAAGAGGCUUAAGGGGCACAGUAGAGAAUGAAGGGGUUGUCAUCCUAUAAACUUACAUUCCAGCCAUGGCUUUCUUUUUCUUUUCCUUUUUUCGUUUUUUUUUAAAGGUUCAACAUUUCUGUAAGUUUUUGCCUAGAACUUGCUUUCUCUCUAAGCCCAGGGUAAGCAAGAGCUAGCAAAAAUUUAUGUGCUUUUAAAGUGUUCCUCAGGUUGCAAUGUUGUGAUUCAUGUAAGGUAAAUAUUUCUUUUUGGAAGGAUGUUUUUUCUAAAAUUAAACCUUAAUUGGUAGUAGGUAAAUCUGAUUUUUAUUUUAACUGGGUGUUUCUGCAGAUUUAUUCCCCUUAAGUUUCUUUGGAAAAUGAAUUUAGCUAAUUGGAAAAUUAUUGUACUGAUUUGUUUAGAAAUAGUUUUACUUAGCUGAAGUUUUUUUUUUUCCUUGUACUUCAAGUGAAUAAAUUACAUUUUCUCUGCUCAGAACUCAAAUUCAGCAGUAAUGGGCUAGAUAAUGUCACAAUAUUAUUAGGAGGAUGUCUCUUGAUAUUUUUCUGUUUCUUUGGUGUUUUUGUCUCUGCAGUGCAUUAUUUGGCAUUUGCCUGCCUGUGUGAAGACAGUGUGUGUGGGAGGAGAUCUCUAGAACUGAACUCCUUUGUGGUGUGAGGAAAAUGAAAAUCUGUGCAAUUAGUGGCACUGUUUGCCAUGUCUGCCUGAGUUUGUCCUGCUGGGGCUGCCCUGCCCAGGGUGAGUGCAGCACCCAGAGCCUUAAGAACAACGGGCAGUGUGUUGUGGAGAAGGUAUUUAACAGGAAAAACAAGUUACACCAAACAGCAGAUCAGGAGAAGUGCCUGGGCUUUUAUAAUACUGGAGGGAGCUGGGAUAGUGAAAGUGUGAACCUAAUGCUGUAAUAUUCAAAUUGAGCAGCAUGGAAUUAUUAUGAUGAGUGAAAAAAAGGUGACAAAGGUGAUGCCUUUUCAUUUUCAAUGUAUUGACAUCUACAGUGCAUUUCACCUCAGUGGCUAGAUGGAGAUUAAAAUUCAGAGUUACUGAUGAGGUUAAGGAAAAUUUGUAUCUUCUUAGUGAUUGAUGGUUUACCAGUUCCUACAGUAACGUUUUAUUGUGCUUUAUUGGAAUGUUGUGCCAAAGGGAACACCAGGUUAAAAGAAGAUUGAACCAGCUCUUGGUGCUGGGUUAGAACAGGCGUUCCACAGGGGGUUAUCUCACCUGGGUGCAUUCCCUGAGCAGGACGUGGCAGUUCCAUGGUCAGUGUGGUAAGAAAUUACAGUUUGUUACUGCAAGAACUGCUGUGGCAGCCGUGCUGUUACCGGCACUGCCCAGGACUGGCAGAGUUUGAAAUGUCAAUUAUUAAAAGACUUAAUUUAAAAGUAGCACAAGCAUACCCAGUCAGGAAUUGUAAACUGCCAUCAAAGCAGUUUGGAUAAAGAUUGUAAAAAACCCCAAGCAAACCCAAACCAGACAAAACAAAACAAAAAAAGAUCCGUGCUUUUAGAGUGGAGCUGCCAUCUGAAAUCAGGGAGCAGGAUGGUGUUACAAGGGGAUUUUGUCAGGAGUGUCCCUGUCACUGGCCAGGGCUGAAGGAGCAUUCCCAGAUCCUCUCCUGAGCUCCCUGAGCCCGCUGUGGCCAGGGCAAAGCUCUGGGAGCUCCUGUGCCUCUUUAGGUUUAUGGAUUUGGUACCUCUCAAACCCCUGCACCUUUCCUGGCCUAUAAAAAGGGUAAUUUGGGGUUUUUCUGUGGAGUGAGGUCCCAGCCCCAUCGAGCUGCAGUGACAGGAGCAGAGUGGGGCAGCCACACCUCCAGUGGGCCCUGGGGCUGCUGCUGGAGCAUUCCCAUUCUUGCAGCUGGGAAUGCCAGUAUUCAUUAUUCACAUCAUGCCCUGAGCCUAGCAUAGCUCUCAGGGCGGAAUCCAAAAGAAAACAGUAAUUUUAAAAACACUAUCUGAUUCACUUUGUGAAACAAAAGCAAAUGUAAAUGUGUAAUUUCCUUAUUUUUGGAACCAAAGAUGAUUUUAGUAUUGUAUAGUAUAUACUUUCUAAAAAAUCUUAAGCACUUACUGCUCUGCAGAGACAUUAUUUACUAUUUGGAUUAUGAAGAAGGGAAAUAAAGUAGCUGUGAGAGACAACUACAUUUGAAAUAUUAAGAUCAUUUGAUGUAUCCAUGGCUCAUUCCCCCGAGUUAAUUUUACACAGUGUAUUGGAGAGGUAUUUUUUUAAAGACUGUUAUCUAAACUGCAGUCAGACAAAAAAAACUCUUAAGGAAGAAAAGAGGGUAGAAAGUUUAAUUUUUUUUAGAAAAGUGACAUUAAAUUGCUUCUCUCAUCCAGUUAAGUCUUGCUUGUAAUUGCUAGCACAUAGGGGUAAUUUCUUUUAGUCCUUAAGGGUGCUGUUUAGCUCCAUAAAGGGACUCAAACCCCACUGUAAAUAGAACUAAAUGAAAGCAAACAGUUGAACUUGGUAGGAGCAGGAUGCUUGAGACAGUAACAGUUUGGAUGAGUCCCCUUUGGCCAAAGAGAGCCCUUAGACCUGGGUCUGUGUGUGUUUCUGGGUGUAGCCAUGACUGAGUUCUGCAGCCUGUGCACAAACAUCACGGUGUUACACAGUGAGCUCUGCCUGGAGCAGCAGCAUGGGAGCUGCUGCUCAGUGCUGAGAACCUGUUUGGCUCUCCUGCUCACUUCCUCAGCCUCAGCUGAGGUUGGGCCAGGUCCUUGAGCUGGGCAAACAGCCCCAGCAGGAGCUCCUGAAGCCACGGGGGAACUCACUCCUGUGUCUGAGUAAAGCCAAUUCCUUCUUCCUGUCCACCUUUUCCUUUCAUUUGGAAUAUUCGUGCCUAAUGGAUCAAAUGCUUUAAUAUUUAAUUCUUGCUAAGCCUUGUUUGUUGGUCUGUGCACUGCCAGGAAGACCAGAAUUUCUCCAUCAUCCCAUGAUUUCAGCUGUGGUGCUCUUCCUUUUCCCCAGGAGGUUGGCUGGGUGUUCUUUCCCGUGGGACUGUGGAAGGCUGGUGCUGCCUGAGGUUUCUGGUAGGAGCUGGGGAGGGGUAGAGAGGGAUCUCCCUGUGCCUUCGAGAGACAGGCAGUGGCUCCAGAGCUCUGAGAGUGCAGUCUGUGCUGCUCACUGGGUUCAGGAGCACAGCAUCAGCAAAGAUCUGUGCCUUGGCAGCAGCCCCUCAUCUUCCAGUUAGAAGGUGUCUUUUACCUGGGAUUUCAUUGAAGGAGCAGCAUGUGCUGCUCUUCCACUGGUUUGUCACCUGGAGUGACAAACACUCCCCAGUGUUCCACUGUCACUCUGGUCUCAUGGCGUUGUUUCAGCUCUCUGUAUUUCGUUGCUGCUUGCAGAUAGAGGAGGCAGCAGUUGUGUUCCCCUGUGGGUUGUUGUGCCCUCCCACCAGGGCAGAGCCACUGCUCCAAGGAGCGCUGUGCACGCCAGGCUGCACUGGGCUCUUCUGGGACAGCUUUCCAUGAGCUUUAAGGUCCCUAAAUGAAUUUGGUAUUUGUCACCUCUCUGUUGCCUUGAGGGUGUGCAGGCACAGCAAAUGCUUACCUAAUCUGUGGCUUUAUUAAUGCAAUCCUCUCUUCCUUAGGCCUCUUUCUGAAUCUGUUAUUUUCUUGUCUCAUGUCAUGUUGUAAUCAUUUCUACUUGUUUUCUUUCGUGAGGAAAAAAAAAUCACCAAAAAUUUAAAAUAAGCAAGAAUAAUGAUUUUAGGGCAUAAUUAAAAAAUGAAAACAAACUUAAUAGCAGUUCAGAUAGUGUAGGAAAUAACAUCCUCUCUCCUGCUCAGCUGGGAUACUGAACAGCUUUGUCCAUGGAGGAGCAUGAAGAACAGUUCUUGUCCUGAAAGCUCUGGAGCCAAAAAUCUUCAGUAGGCAUUCAGGAUAAUAAAAAGGCAGAGUCUGAUAAGGAAUUGGAGAUAUGAGGACACUUGACAAUCCAGAGCUUUCAAAGUGAGACAUGAACAGUAAGAAGCCACAGUGGCCACAGCAGUCAUGGGGAUCUCAGGGGGUGAUGGGCUGGGAUUGUCCAGACUCAGCUUCCAGAGGGGGAUCCAGGCUGGUCCCUGCUCAGUCCCACGGGAAGGAGGAAUGCCAGGGUCUGGCAUUUCUGAAAAUCAAGUACUUGGCUUGUUUGUAGCAUGAAAUAAUGGAUUGUUCAUUGUCUGGAAGGCCAGCAAAGCUCAGAAUUACUGUGCAGAUAUGCAGAUAGAGGUGUCCUGUGUGUUGAGUUUUAAUGGCAACAAAAGCAUUUUAAAAUGAUCCUGAAAUCAGUACAAAAAUGCACGGAAUGUGUGAAAAUACUUUGUAGAAAUGUUGCCCUGUUCCUCUCUAUUUUGACAGAGGGAGUUGGUUAAAAUGAAUUUAUACAAAUAGUCUGGAAAUCUCUGAAUGACAUUUUAGAGAGUUUUUCUGGUAUAUUAUUUUCCCUGUCAGCUACUUGGCCACCUUGAUAGAUCUGCUUGACCAAGUCAGAGUGGUGCUGUCCAACCUGAAAAAGGGUUCCCUUUUUUUUUUUUUUUUUCCCUUUUUCUGUGUUUUUGGGUGGUUUUUUUGUUGUUGUUUUUUGUUUUUUAGGUUUUUUUUGUUGUUCUUGUUUUGUUUUGCUUUUGGGUUUUUUUUUGUGUGUUGUAUUUUAAAGAUCUGUCUAUAAUUUAACCAUUUGUAUGCUAAAAAUAGUCUUUUAAAAAAAUCUGCUUACACUGUGAUUUCUGGUAGCCUAAUUUAGAGUAUACAACACAAUCUAAUUUUCUUUUGGAAUAUGCAGCUUUCAGAAGUGUUCUUAUAUAUGCCCAGAAAUGAAAGUUGUCUAUUUAUCAUAGGAAUGUGAUUAGAUAAAGUAACCUAUCCAGAAUCCCAGUGCAGCUCUUUCUUAUGGGCUGGAUGGACUAGUUAGUGAAAUUGCUUUUUAAUCUCUAUGGGUUAAUAAAUAUUUUUUUAUAACUACCCACAGAUAUUCCUUUUUAAAUUAUACUUGGCAAACAGAAGAUAUUUAAUUUUAUAUACAAUAUACAUAGUUACCUUGAUUGACAUAUUUAUAACAUAGAGCUUUGUGUUUACUAUGAAGGUUUUAUCUGUAUCCCAUGGACUUCAUGGGGUAAAACUUUAAAAAGUCAGUUGGCAUUUAUGGAAGAAUAUGGGAACUUUCUUCAUGGCUUCAGAACUAGGACAUAGGAGCAUUUAAAAAGCAAUAGCCAGAUUGUUUUACAGAGUAUCUGGGGGCGUUCUUAUUUUUGAUUGGGGCUGGUCCCUGCAGCUAUUUUAAUAACAUCUGGAUGUGAGUAACAGAAUGGAACAUGAGCAUCUGCCUCUUCUGACUGUCACAGGCUAUUGUCUAGAGCACAGGAAAUUUCAGGGUAUUGUAUUGUUUUGCUUCGGACAAAUGUCUCAAUAGACCUAUUUAAUUAGAACCUUCAUGUGUCUGGAAGAAAACAUCCUCUCUUAACUAGGCUGAUUUAUCACUUUUGGUACCCUUUUAAUCCCAAAAGUAGUGUUGUCUAAAAAUUUGUAGUGAUGUUCCAGCUAUCUUGAUGUCUGCAGGUUAAAGUGGUCCUGGCUAGCACCCUUUUAUUACAACAAUUGCUACCUUCAUUUUUCUAUUGUUUCUAGUUUAAUCUUGAAUGUUUACCAGUUUCUAGUGUUGGAUCUUGUGGGGGGGAGUGUCUUAGCACUACAGCUCAUCCAGCUUUAACUCAUGCAUCACAGUCCUGGAGUAAGAAAAUAUUUUGAAGUAUAUAUUGCCACCAAUUUAUUGCUUUUUAAAAUGACUUCUAUACUUAAGACACAACAUUUAUGACAUAAUAGGACAAAUGACUUAGCUAAUCAUUGUAUCUGUCUAGACUUACUCUCUUUUGUGUUAGUGUCAUUUUGAAACUAUUUGUAUAUGUUGAAGUUUGUAAGGGUUCAGGAACCCACAAUAAAAUAGUAAAGUAUAUAUUUAUUUCUCAUUAUAAUGCUCAAAUUCGAUUUGGAAGUUGACACUUUGUAUGUCUUUUCACAGAAUUGUAAACAAAUACGGAAAAACUGCUUCACCUAGGGUGCCUUCCAUGUGUGGUACUAACACUUGUCAUUGACAGGAAUAGAGAUGUAAAUUUAUGAAUCCAGUAAACACUAUUUUUGUAAUGUGAGUCACUAACGCAGCUCUGGCCUCGCUGUGCUUUGUUCUCACCAACACCAGGUUUAUGGCUGCUGUGGUCGCUGCCUUCUCUCCCUGUGUGCACUGGAUCUGACCCUGGGGAAUCACAGGUUGUGUCUCCUUUGCUCUGCCCCCUGAGCACAUUCCUGGUGCUCCAGGUUCCCUUCCUUGGGCCUUGUGGAGGGAUGCUCCGUGUGGGUUAUCUGUAUCCUCAGGGCUGACCCCGGCUCCUCUAGACAGACUCUGCAGCCUAAUCCAAACAUUCCAAUUCUAGUUCAUAAUUUAUGAUUUGCAGCUUCUGAGGAGGGAGCAUCCAGGCCUGACCGAAAGAUUUUAUGUCUCUGGGUUACAGGUGCUGCAUUGACAGGUUUGUAAUUGCAAACAGCUCAGCGGUAUUACGGAAACACCAGGUUAGAAUUCUAUUCAGGCUGAGCAAAGGGGAUACAAUUUUCCUUUUAUCAUGAGCAGAAGUCCACUGUGCAAUACCUUGGUACUUUGCUUUUGGAGUAGAUCCUGCAGUGUUCUGUCCUGGAGAAGCCUUGGUGCAUCUCUGAGUGGUGCGAGGGCAGCACCCGGCUCUUGUCCUGCCCUGGGGCUGCGGGCCAGGGCUCCCCUGGGCCCCAGAUCCUGCUGCAGGACCGAAGGGUUCAGCAGGCAGCACAUUCCCCUGGAGACAGGUCACAGCCCUGGAGCAUUUCCCCUUGUUCUGCAGAGCCUGGAGCUGCAGCAGCUGCUCCAGGUGGUGCUUCCAGCUGGGAGCACCUUCUGUGUGCCCACAGCUGGAACUCAGUGCUGGCAGAGCAGCAGCUGCCAGCUCUGGGUGGGAAAGGUGACCAAGCUCAAAGGCAAGGUACUCUACAAGAAAACACAACCUCCUUGUGUACUUGUUUCUACACCAGUAACCAUCUUUCAGUUGUUCUUUCUUUGGUGUCUGUGCUAAUCAAAAAACACAAGCUGAAGAAUUGUAAAGUCUUGCAAUACAAAGCAGUCUUUGUUUUAAAAUCCAUGCUGUUGCAGCAUAAUUUAAAUGGUGUAUUUAUCAGUUUUAAAUGCAAUUUCAUUUUUCCAGUCUUUUGUAUAUGGGCACAAUACUUUUUGUAAUUUUUUUUUUUACUUAGUUGUCUUUCUGUCUUUUCUUUCUGUUAUUGGAAGAUUUGAGCUCUCUGGGUUUUCACGGUACUCUUCUGAUCAUUCUUCAUAGUGUUAAAAGUCUGUAUUUUUGUAUGUAGGAGAAAUGGUAGUUUUCUAACACUUAUCCCAAUCAAUAUAGUACGGAAUCAUUUGUGAAGGACUUCCUGUUUAAUAAAUGGACACAUUAAAGUACUAAAA
Molecule: messenger RNA, 9174 nt
Organism: Taeniopygia guttata (zebra finch)
Lineage: Eukaryota; Metazoa; Chordata; Aves; Passeriformes; Estrildidae
Gene: CMTM4
Product: CKLF like MARVEL transmembrane domain containing 4
Cellular component (GO): membrane
Source: RefSeq, a predicted model, not a curated record